Messenger RNA from Uranotaenia lowii, 1429 nucleotides. RefSeq names its product serine protease inhibitor 42Dd-like. The record is from RefSeq and is a predicted model, not a curated record. The coding region runs from base 183 to 1391 and encodes 402 amino acids. NCBI's taxonomy places the organism in Eukaryota, Metazoa, Arthropoda, Insecta, Diptera, Culicidae. The transcript has 2 exons. Gene Ontology annotation, molecular function: serine-type endopeptidase inhibitor activity.
CGUGAGCCGCACUAGUACAUUUGACAGCAAUCCCUCGGUCCGAGGAUGCUGUCAGAUGCGGAGUCAGACACUCAGUACGAGUAGAUCACUGCUAGGGUGAACAUUACUAGUCAGGCGGAUCAAUUGAAUUUGCUUUUUCUAAGGAGAGAUUUGUGACUUUUCAAAACAAAACAACAUUCAAAAUGCGUAUAGUAAGAUGGAGUGUGCUGGUAACGACUUACUUGCUUACAUGGAUGAACACGUGGCAGCUAGUCGACGGGCAUCUUCGAUUUCCCUACGGGGACACCAAUUUCAGUUUGAGUGUUUACAAGGCCGCCUUCGAUCCGGAGCAGAAUAUUGUUGUCGCGCCGUUUGUGUUGCGCAACAGCAUUGCAAUGUUGUACGCGAUAGCGUCUGGUGCAACGCAUAAUCGAUUACAGGAAGUGUUUGGACUGCCGACGAACUUCACCGAAUUCAUCAUCAAUCAAAAAGAAUUGCAUUACGCUUUGGGAGGUGGGGGAGAUGGUUUUCGUAUGCGAAACCGAAUCAUAGUCAAUGGAUUUCGGGACACCGCUGAGCACAUGAGGAAUGUAAUGAAAGAUGAUCUUGACGCCACUAUCGUUUAUUUUGAUUUCAAUCAACGCGACGGAGUGGUUCGAAGGACCAAUCAUUUCGUCACCUACAACACCAAUCGAGUGGUAACCGGAAUGAUGUCAAACGGUGAUGUACACAAACAUCUGCAGCUGGUCCACCUGUGUGCAGCAUCCUUCAAACCCCCGUUUGCGCAUGCUUUUGACCCGAAAGACACCAGUCCAAGGGACUUUUGGAGCGGCAUGAUCGAGAAGCUGUACUCCACCAUGACCAUGUUCAAGAGGGGUGAAUUCCGAUUCUCUCGCAUCCCGGAACUAGAAAUCGAAGUCCUCGAGUUACCUUUUGUGAAACAAAGCGACGCCGUUAUGUGGAUCAUGCUACCAGAUCGUGAGGCCUCCUUGGAAGCCAUCAUGAAGGCUCUGGAACCUGGACACUUUGAUGCAAUUCAAGCCCACUUCUCAAUGAAAAAGGCAGAAAUAACAGUGCCGCUUUUCACGAUAGAAUCCGAGUUCAACGCCACCGACUUCCUAAGACAGAGCAUGGGCCUAGAGGUUCUCUUCACGAAACGUGAACUCCGGGUUUUCGAAGACUACGAUUCAUCGCUGGACACCGUGAUGCACCGGGCAGGGAUGCGGUUCUACGAGAAAACAGCAGAGGCCGGCGGUGCGUCAGCUGUUCGUAGCUUCAACCGGCGAAGCGCUCCCAGUUAUUACAAGUUUCAGGUGGCACGAUCCUACCUGUUUGUAAUAGUGAAGAAAGCCAACAAACAAAUUUUGUUCAUGGGACAUCUGAAAAAGCCAGCUCAUCUAGUUGAAGUGUGAUUUAGAAGUGUAAAAUAGAAUUUAUUUAUAUCUUUAAA